AUGGAAUCCCUCCACGCGAGAAUCCAUUGUACUUCCCACUCCAAAUUAUCAUUGAAUGGGAUUUGUUGUUUGGAAAUGAGUUUCGACUCAAAUACUGGUGACUAUAAGAUCCUUAGGAUUCUCAAGGACCGAAACCAAGGUCGCAAAGCACGAGUUGAAAUACUGGCGCUUAAAAGUGGUUCCUGGAGAAAAAUUGAUGAACAUCCUGAUGUCUUUCAAUAUAUUCUGCUUGGCAUGCAUUCUUUGGCAUAUAUACAAGGGGCAUUUCAUUGGGUUGGUUUUUCAAGAAAUUAUUUUGUGGUUUCAUUCAAUAUAUCUCAUGAAGUGUAUGGAGAGAUACCAUUGCCAGAGCAAAUAAGCAUGAGCUAUAUUGAUAUUGGUGUUUCAGAAUUGGAAGGAAUGCUUUGUGCUUAUUCUAAUGUGCAUCAUCAGGGGGAGAACACUUUUAAGUUAUGGAUGAUGAAAGAUUAUGGAGUCCAAGAAUCUUGGAAUGCAUUAUUCUGCAUAACAGAUCCCAAUAUUGAUAUACCUGUACUGAAAUAUGUGUUUGCAAAUGGGGAAGUGUUAUUCUGGUGCAUAUAUUAUGGACGCGCAGAGAAUGCAUAUUGGACACAGAAUGGUCCCUUUACAUUAUUGCCCUGA
This is a messenger RNA of Capsicum annuum, 642 nucleotides long. Its product is annotated as F-box protein CPR1-like. Bases 1 to 642 code for a protein of 213 amino acids. The transcript has a single exon. Lineage: Eukaryota; Viridiplantae; Streptophyta; Magnoliopsida; Solanales; Solanaceae. The record is from RefSeq and is a predicted model, not a curated record.